Trematosphaeria pertusa is the source of this 1233-nucleotide messenger RNA. RefSeq lists its product as uncharacterized. The transcript has a single exon. The record is from RefSeq and is a predicted model, not a curated record. NCBI's taxonomy places the organism in Eukaryota, Fungi, Ascomycota, Dothideomycetes, Pleosporales, Trematosphaeriaceae. Bases 105 to 887 code for a protein of 260 amino acids.
GCUUCCCCAUCUCCCCUUUCUUGUUCGCCCGCGCGAACCGGAAAAAAAAGCUACCUACUACGCAUCAUGACCAGACAAGUGCUGGACCUGAGUAAUCAGAUUCUAUGUACAACAACACAAUUCCCCCGUUCAGCGCACCGAAACGAUCGGCUGGAAUGCCUCGUAUGAGCCGACGCUUGCAGCCUCCAGAAAAAAGUCAAGGACGCAGCCUAUGUUGGAGGGAGGUCCUUCCAAAAACCGUCUCUAGCCUUUGCAUGGGAAGUCGAGCGGCAAUCGCUUUUCCCAUAUCCACAAAGUUUGGUCCGCCAUUCACAUGUCUUUGUCGGUUCUUCUCCCCCUCGCAUUUACCAAAACCUCUCCUGGCUGAAUGCAUGAACGGACUCGCUGGCCGAAAAGCCGAGACGCCUCGAUUCAUGAGCUCGCUCGGAGCUUGGGAGCACAAAACUCGCAUUCAACAUAUAGCAUGGAAGCAAUCCAUAGACGAACGACUUCAUGUCGUGAUCAAAACAACCCGGAUAGAGAAUUAUGUGCACUGCCGUGCCGUGUCCGCAGCAAGAUCUCCAGCCCGACACUUCGAAACCCUUCAGACCAACCAACUGUUUAUACCAGAUCCUCCCUCCGGGAGAAGCUCAAAAACCAUAUCCUCUCCGUCGCCCGUCGUACUUCCCGAUCCAGACCAGACCGAACCAAAUUCCAAACAACAACAACAAACGCGUGCUCAACGCACCCCUGCGAGAGCCAGACGAUGGCGUGCCUGGUGGCGGCUGGGGGACCGUCCACAAACGCGAUACGGGAGCGUGUAUGGAGAAGGGGGCGUUGCCGCAUUUCCUAAGCGGCUAAAAGACACAGACGGGAGUGGAGUUAGUGAUACGCCCGGAGGAUUCUGAAAGACGCGGCAGAUUCUGAUUAUGGAGGCAGCGUAGGCGGGGUUGCUCAACAGGCAGUAAAAACGCGAACCGCCGCAAGGCAUGUGAGCGGUGCGCUGUGUACGAAGGCCGUAUGGAUGGACGGCAUGGAGCGCAUCGUGUAACACGUGCUGUGGUUCAUGGACAAGAUCGAGACGACACGAUGGGCGGUGGACCUGAGCCUGCGUGCUAGUAGCGAGCAUCAGCAACUUCGGUUGAUGGUGGACGACAGCAGAGGGAUCAACAAAUGCAGUCAGUAUGAACGAUUUCCAUUCAGCACUCACAGUAUCCACAUGCCCACACGCUCCGCUCGCAAUAUCGACAAUAA